Messenger RNA from Guillardia theta CCMP2712, 1518 nucleotides. RefSeq lists its product as hypothetical. The transcript has 8 exons. NCBI's taxonomy places the organism in Eukaryota, Cryptophyceae, Pyrenomonadales, Geminigeraceae. The record is from RefSeq and is a predicted model, not a curated record. The coding region runs from base 1 to 1518 and encodes 505 amino acids.
AUGCUCCCCAAGAGCUUGAUCGGAGUCGCAGGACUCGCCGCCCUCGAGGAGGGCACCAUACACUCGGCCCCAUUGCUCCGCGGCAUCAAGAAGAAACAGUGGACAUUCCCAAACUCAAGGGCUCGCGCAUACCGCCUGCCCUCCGGCGCAUCCGUCAUCGCCCUCGAGUUCAACCCCACUCCCUUGGACUUCUCCCUCGCGACCGUCAGACAGGACCCCACGCAGGAGCCCAAGCCACCAGAGAUCCUCGCAAACGCGCCCCAGGACGCAAAGGCAUUGCAGGCGCCCAUCCGAGAGCUCAUCGCGAUCCUCCCCACAAAGGCAUUCAAGGACCUCCUCCGAUACAUGGGCACGCUCGACAGGGACCAGACACUCAUCCUCACGGGAUGGGAGUUCGCAGCAGUCCUCGCACAGCUCCUCGCUCUCUUCGUCCCCAGGCACCCGGGAUUCGAGCUCAUCGCCUUCGGGAAACCAUGCCCAGGGAACAGGAGUUUCGCCCGCUGGUACAACAGCAUGCUCCCCUUCCAGUUCUCCUUCCACGCACAGGGUGACUCCCUCGGCCAAUACUGCAGAGACCUCGUCCCAAGGUCGGACCCCGACUCCCUCUGGGAGGAUAAGCCCCACGUAUUCCUCGACAACGCGGAGCAGAUCUUCCCCGCCGCAGGCGACGACCUCACCCACCACGACAGGAACUACUACAGGCGAUGCUGCUACAGCCUCCACAGAGCCCUUGCGCAUGAGCAGCUGCCCGCUGUCCCCCGUGGGCUGGCUCUUGUACGCCCCCCCCGCCGCCAAGGCGAGCGGCUGGAUGUAUCGGGUGUAUCUCGGGGGAACAUAGAAGGACUGGGUGAGAUGGACUCCUUCGCCUCCUCGACGCGCCGCUUCGCGUCCCUGUACACCUGCCCGAACAGCUCGGCCGAGGCUCCGGGCAACUCGCCAGGCGGCCUCAUCAGAACGGGGUCUCGAGACGAUGAAGGGGGACAGGGCCUCGGAGACGAUGGCAUAGACCUUGUCCUGCAUGGGGCGAACGGUCAAAAAAACAAAAAAGACGGCAGAUCGUGGGGGUUGGGUUGCCUGCAUGAGCGUAAAGCAGAAGAGAUCCCGCUGGUGCUCUCCAGGCCGAUCUCCUGGAAGGCACUCCUUCCAGUCCUGGGACACAGGUCAAAGAAAAAAACCGUGGUCAACGGAUCGCAUCACAUCGAAGAACCCGACCAGCCGGUAUGCAACCCCCUCGUCGGCGACGUUGGCAAAGGCCUUCUCGAGGACAUUCAGCUGCAUCUCAGCAACGAGACAGGCGCAGCUCAUGAAAGGCCUCAGCUCGUCCUUCUUCUCAAACAAGGCCUCAAAGUCGCCGGGCUCUCGGAAGCCCAAUCGCCGCAGGUCUUCGAUGACUUCUUCGACCCCGUGCCAGUCGCAACCCCUGAUCCUCUCCAACGAGAGCCCGUUGUCACUCAACACGGUGUGCAUCAAUGCACCAUCAACGACAUCCUUCAGGCGCCUUUCGUUCAUCUCGGCUAA